AUGGAAAUUCUGUACGUUUAUGUGAUAAAGUGCCCUUUUCUCCAUUUCCGUGUUAUUAUUUCAGCUGACGGGCCUUACCUCCAAAUUGCAGAGCAACCCAAACAGCGGGGAUUCAGGUUCCGAUACGGCUGCGAGGGGCCGUCCCACGGUGGGCUCCCAGGGGCCUCCAGUGAGAAGAACAGGAAGUCCUACCCUCAAGUGAAAAUAUGCAACUACCAGGGUCCGGCACGCGUGGUGGUGCAACUGGUCACCGCCUCCCAGGAACCCCACCUCCACGCCCACAGCCUGGUGGGAAAGCAGUGCGACAAGGGCAUCUGUGUGGUCAACCUGCAGCCGAAGGAAUCCAUCAUCAGCUUUCCGAACCUGGGCAUCCUGCAUGUGACCAAGAAGAAUGUCAGCAAGAAGCUGGAGGAACGCAUGACUGAUGCCUUCAGGAUGGGUUACAACUACGGGGUCACGAUCCACCCGGAAAUCGACAGUAUCCACGGGGAGGUCCGCGCACCGCGGGAGCUCACGGAACUCCAAAGAAACCUGAUCUCCAAUGCUGCUAUGAGCCAGUCCAAGGAGAUGGACCUGAGUGUGGUGCGUCUGAUGUUCACCGCCUUCCUGCCCAACAGUGACGGUGGCUUCACCCGCCGCCUGGACCCCGUCAUCUCCGACCCCAUCUAUGAUAGCAAGGCCCCCAAUGCAUCGAACCUGAAGAUAGUGCGGAUGGACCGCACUGCAGGUUGUGUGACAGGUGGAGAAGAGGUUUACCUCCUAUGCGACAAGGUGCAGAAAGAUGACAUCCAGGUGCGCUUCUAUGAGGACGAUGACACAGGACUCACGUGGGAGGACUUUGGAGACUUCUCACCCACCGAUGUUCACAGGCAGUUUGCCAUCGUCUUCAAGACUCCUAAGUACCGGGACCAGAACCUCCAGAAACCCAUCUCUGUAUUUGUGCAGCUCAAGAGGAAGUCGGACAAUGAGACCAGCGAGCCAAAGCCAUUCACUUACCAUCCUCAGAUCAUAGAUAAGGAGGAGGUGCAGCGGAAAAGGCAGAAGACUCUUCCCAACUUCCAGGACUUUGGCCAUCCAGGGCCAGGGGCAGGAGGCGGAGGCAUGUACAGGGGAGGCGGGGCUGGUCCAGCUUCUGGAGGAGGUCCUGGAGGUGGAGGAGGUCACUCCUACUACCAGGGCUACCCUGCCUACAACAGCUACGGAAACGGCUACACUUUCUCACAUGGUGCGGCUGGGGGCGGUGCUGGGAACAGCAUGAAACACGCCCCCCAUAGACCAGCAGAUGAUGGCGGUCACACGGACAGACACCGGGAGUGGAGAGCGGUGGAGACAUUGUGUAACCAGGAGGCACAGGCUGAGGACAAGGACCAGGCCUCCACGGAACACGGAUCCGGAGCUGGGGAAUGGCUUCCGUCGCAGCAGGCUCCUUCCGCAGGCCUGGAGGACAAGACCAACUGCGACACUGUCCCGUCUCCCUUCUCUCCAGGUACAUUCCACCGUGGGGAGAACCUCGGAUCUCCUCGUGGCAAUGAAGAGGGGCUUGGCGGCAAGCAUAAGGGGGAGGAGGAGGGGGAGAAGAAUAGCAAGGAUUUUGCCCCGAGAAGCACCGCUGCGAAAUCGACAAGGUCCGCUGAGGGUUGUGGCUUUUUCAGUGACAAGCAGUACGGGUCACGCAAAAACCCCGGUGUGGCGCUCACUGGAGAGGGCACCGUCAUGCUUAGAGGGGAGGCACUGAGGGCCGUGAUGCACGGCACGGACCGGAAGGACCCGACAGAGCAGGAAAGAUGGAACCUGGCACCUUCGAUCACAUCGCUGGAUGACUCCAAGGUAUCAGGGGAUACAGUGGGACAGCUGCUGGAGGCCCUGAGGACAGCUGGUGCUGGAUUGGGCAUCCACCUCCUGGAGAGGGCUGUGUGGGAGCUGGACCGCCUGGGCACUCUUGCCCAGAUCACAGCUCCGUCCCCCUUCCAGAGUACGAAGAACAAGAAGGCAGAGCACGACCGCCAGGAGGACGGCAAUGUGUAUGACCGCAGGGCGGUGAUCUCGCAGCCGUACCUCCGGCCUGGCCUAUUUGAAGAGUUGCCUGUUGGUCCCCCACAAUGCUGUGCGCCACAGGGAGGGACGGCAAAAUCGGGAUCCCUUUCCUCACUGACCUCAUUGCAGAGUGCUGCCUGAAAGGAGGACGAGUCUCGGAUUUCUGGGAGGCAUUUUGACUGUGCUCAGUGUCUCCUGUAGUACAUGGGCUGGACCUGACUUGACCUUUGCCUUUUGCGAUUGUCCCUGUGGUUCUUUGUUUUAAAGCACACAAAAAGAACGAAAUAAAUGUGACAAUCAGUUUGUGCAUGAAAUACGGAACUUGCCAGGUUGAAAAAAAGAGAAAAAAACGCACAUUCAUCCAAAGGUUUUACUUGAAUUCAGGGGGACCUUUACACUCGGUACAGCAACAAUUCUACAGUCCAGUUCUGCCCCAUGUUAGCUCCUUUUUGCCCCAUUUGUAGACAAGGAGGAGAACAUUGUUGCUGGUUUUUUCAUCUUGUUUUCAAAGAUGAACUAUUAUUGCGGAAGAAAGGGACGUUUCUGGGGCGGAACGAGUGACCUCGGUUCCAGCAGUGUCCACCAGUAAUGGAAGAGCGUCCUCAUCCAGAGUGCCGCGUUCGCAGAGCGUUUGGAUAUGGUGAUAUUUUUAUUUACAGUGCAAAAAUCAGCAAAGCAAAUGUACAAACAUAUUUCUUGCUGAUAAAACUGGCCUUUUUAACACCGGGUUCCGUAACAUCGCAUUCAAGAGGUUCUCCAGCUUUUUACACCCCGGCCGAUCUCAGGUAAGGGCUCGAAAGUGUUUUAGAUUUGACUGCAGGUUGAAUGUGGUAGAGUUCACUGGGCAGACGUUUACAAAACUCCUGAGCUGACCAUCUAUGAUUGUAAUUCGAACAGCAGCGGUCAAGUUGCGUUCAAUAACAGUACCGGUUGGAGAGAGGUGUUGAACUGUGCUGGUCUUCAGGGUGUCUACAGCCACAGCAGCGGGACCUGGGUUCCAGCUCCGCUGGACAGACCACCUCAGACCCUGCAUGAAUUCUCCUCUCAAAAGCUUCAGCAGCCAAAGUGUUUUUAUCAUUUUUUUACAGUCAGUUGACAGUAAAGAAUGUCUUCACUCCUGCUCUGCAGUCAUUUAGCGCAUGCAAGGAUCUUGUGGUGGGAGGAGACAUAGUUCUCAUUUAUUGCCUACUCUUUCUCCUUUUUUUUCCUAUAUUGCCUUACUGUCUCUUUUAGUUUUUCCUACCCCGUGUUGCAAUUCUGAUUCAGCAAUUCAUUUUUUAAUAUUUACAUGAGCUGACAGACAAAUAUUUGUACUUUUUGUUACUUUGCUGUCAUUAUUUGGUAUUUGUUUACCUUCUGACUGUAUUGAACAAUGUUUGAUUCAGUAUGUAAAUAAAUGUUAUGCAUUGCAUAUUGCUGGGAAAGUUGCCCGUGUAAUGGGGCCAAUGAGAUGUUAAAGUGGAUCAUGAUCAACUUGAUUACCUUGAUAAUGUUUCCUCUCAAAUUUCUCAUGCCAAC
Scleropages formosus (Asian bonytongue) is the source of this 3552-nucleotide messenger RNA. RefSeq names its product nuclear factor NF-kappa-B p105 subunit-like. The transcript has 17 exons. The coding region runs from base 1 to 2175 and encodes 724 amino acids. Gene Ontology annotation, cellular component: cytoplasm; NF-kappaB p50/p65 complex. The record is from RefSeq and is a predicted model, not a curated record. Gene Ontology annotation, biological process: regulation of DNA-templated transcription. Gene Ontology annotation, molecular function: RNA polymerase II cis-regulatory region sequence-specific DNA binding; DNA-binding transcription factor activity, RNA polymerase II-specific. NCBI's taxonomy places the organism in Eukaryota, Metazoa, Chordata, Actinopteri, Osteoglossiformes, Osteoglossidae.